This is a messenger RNA of Lytechinus variegatus (green sea urchin), 9014 nucleotides long. RefSeq names its product neurofilament heavy polypeptide-like. The record is from RefSeq and is a predicted model, not a curated record. NCBI's taxonomy places the organism in Eukaryota, Metazoa, Echinodermata, Echinoidea, Temnopleuroida, Toxopneustidae. The transcript is spliced from 18 exons. The coding region runs from base 1165 to 7506 and encodes 2113 amino acids.
UUGGCUCCAGCUUAAGUUUAGGUAGGACGAGGAAAGGCUAGGGAAAUCGAAAGCUGAGCUGAGUUGAGUAAGGACAUACUUUGCCCCUGAGUCUCGGAUAAUCGCUAGCUGGAACCAAAAGACCAUGUACAUCCAUGCUGAGUGGAGUCCCUAUUGGAGCGUGGAUGGCUUCAAAUGUAUUAAUGCUACGUCAUCUGGACAUUUUGGGAGCUCAUUUUGGUAUUUUGUGAUUGCUCAUUCCUGGAAAGGAUUAGUCAGUUCAGGAUAGUUUGGGACUUUAUUACAGCACUUCUUUUGAUACUCCACACACCCCUUAUACCACCAGGAGGAGGGGGGCCAGAAGAAACCCUCUACCAAUCACAGACAGGGAGCACCUGCUGGGAUAAAGCUGUGAGCAAGGCAUGCUGGGAAUGCCGAGAACGAGGGAUUUGACGCAGGGGACAGCAGUAUAGUGGAGACUAGAAUGUUUCUCGAGGAGUGCUACAGCGAAUGAAAUAAACUUUUGGACAGGAAAACCCUUUGAAAUGGUGAUGAUCCUGGAGCUGCCACUGCCUGAAAUGCAAACACAAGAUGAGUCCUCUUCGGAAAUUCAAGGCCACUUUCAGAAGUUUGUCCUGUUUUGUUAGAAGGGAGUGGACAGACAUAAGGUACCAAGGGGGAAAGAUCAUCUUGGCGCACCUGAUAUGACCUCAUUGUCAUCAAGACCUUCUGAAUGUUGAUACUCCUGCUUAGGUGGAGUUCAAUCAGUCUAUCGCUAGCUGUCUUACCCCUGAAGAAUGUUACAUCAUUGCCAAGAUUUGUAGUAUUGGUAAUAACUAGUCUGCCUUAGGACAGCAGAUGGCAAGCUCGUGGGAUGUGAAUUGGUUGGAUUAGCGCCAGACGCUUCAUUAGCGCUGUCGUCAGAUGAAGACAUCCUUCCUGGACACAAUAGCGUAGGAGAGGGUUCGGACGAGAACUUCGCGUAGACAGACGUCAGACCGCAUUGCCUCACCGUCGACCAAGACUGGGCCUUGAGGCUGAAUUAAAAGUCAACUUCCUUUGGGAGAAUCAAAAACAUGUUCACCAUGAUUUGCAAUGUGCUUGGAGAUCUGACUUGGGAACAAUAUGAGUUUCUUGCCUCUGUGAUGUAAUGUAGUUUAGGAAAGACUAGUUUGGAAUACAAUAAUGGCGGAGAAUAGGAAUGUCGCAAGGGUGAGGGACUCGGAUGGCUCCCCUCCCGGUUUGAGCCACAAAGAUUCUGAUGAAUGGGGCUCUAUUGCAGACUUGCUGAAAAGCAUUGAGAGCACUAACCAGAGUAGGUGUACCAAGGUGAAGUCGCCUCCUCCCCCUCAGCCUAGGAUGCCACCGUUGAGUGAGAAUAUACAAAGUGCCGAUGCAGGAGAGUCACAACGAGGCCAGGGCAUGCAGCAACUUAACCAUCUUAUAAGACUUAUGGACCAAAUGUGUGCCCUACAGAGGCAAAACUCAAAAUUAAGAGAACAAGCCGAGUACCUUGCGGCUAUCAAGAACUUGCACGAAUUGCGGAACGAGACCUUAAGGCAGAACUGCCAUUGUGAGGGUCACAGAAGAGCUUCAGACCUAAGCAGUAGCAGUGGAUCCAGGUUCGAACACACCCAUGUGACCGGGGAAUCACUGUCGGAGCCAGAGAGCCAGAUGGGUGAGGACAUGGACGGAGACAUGGCAGCGAGGGGCGAGAAGCGGGGACGUUCUUCCAAGAGAGAUGGUAAGAACAAAAAUAUAAAAAAGCGUAGUAGGUCUCUAGAUCCAUUUGGUGACGAGGGAGAUAGCAAGGACAGGAACAAACAGGGUCUCUUCUCAAAGAUCGAGAAGAUGAAAGAGAAAUUAACAAAUCGUAGGGGUAGUGUCAAGCGCCGCUCCAACUCUAGAGGAGAUGGCGCCAAGUCGGAUGAUGAAGGAGAAGAGGGCAAAUCCGGUCCUCCAUUCCAUGUAGAUGGCUUAGAGACCAAAUCUGAGGAUAGUGGGAUUUAUCACAUUGGUCCUGAUGAUUUAGCAGCCGCUGCAAGACUUGAAGCAUUCAUGCAAAAGUCCACUGAUGAUAUUUCAGACAAUGAAGAUAUUUUCCAAGGCACUGUUCCACUAAACUGGGCCAGGACAGCCGUGCUUGCCCAAAGCCGUAGAAAGGGUAGUGAUUUGUCAACGGGUAGCUCCGGUGAAGACUACCUUGAAUCUAAACCUAAACGAACUUCACCAAGCGAAGAACGCAAGUCCAAUCUGGCAACAGUGUCACAGCAAGAGACGGAUGAGAUCUCAUCGAAAAGAUCGCGGUUCCGUAGAACUCCUAGUUGCCAGGAUAACGGUGCAGCAUUUGACGAUAUUGAUGGGGAACGAGCGGUCGCAGCUCGGUCGAUGGGACCAGUAGAGGAGAAACUCAAGCAGAAGCGACUUCUGCAAAGCCAUAGCUUGGACAUAGAGAUGACUGACGCUGGUGGUGUCUCAGAGAGGGAAUCCGGUCGAAUGUCAGGAUCUGAGUACAAACAACCUCAAAAAAGGAAGUAUUUCAGGAAGAGCCAAACAGUGGAUGUGGAUCUUGAUGGUCACUCUACAUCAUCGGUGUCGGUAGAUGGAGCUUUCAAGGACGUCAGGUCCCCGAAAGCAUCACCUCCGGAGAAGAAGAAGCACCGAGGAUGGGAAAAAGUUAAGCACGCCAUGACCAAGAGACAUUUAGCAGAAGCCAACCGACAGCGCUUGAUGACAUCAUCAACGGAGGAGAGUCCUCCGGUUGCUAAGCGACAGGAGAUGGCAGAGGAUGGCUACCUAACUCCGGGAGAUUCUACCGACGAUGGGAUGAGGAAGGUAUCCUCAAGGAGAGGAGAUGGAAGCAAAAAGUCGAGCAAAAGAGAUAAAGAUUGCAGUUUUAACGAGCAUGAUCCCUUAGCACGCUCAUCCUCAAGCAAAAGCGAUCUCUCCACAUCAAGUUUCAGCGACGAAUUUGCACGAAAGUUGCAAGAAUGGGAGAAAAUGCGGCUGAGACCGUCAGGUCCAGCUCCAUUGCAGAAACAAGGAUCCUUGGAGAGUGGAUCCGAUGUACCAUCGUCCCGUCCAGUGGAUAUAGAGUCAGAACUGAACAAAGGUCUUACGGAAGAGUUCAGCAAGAAACUUGCAGAAUGGGAAAAGAUGAAGAAGUCUGGGUAUGGCGCCACUAGCCCCAAGGGUGAGCCCAAGCAGAAGAGAAAUGUCAAAGAGAAGAAGGACAGUACAAAGAACUCGAAAGACAAGGAGAAGCAGAAGACCAAAGAGUCACCUUUGUUGAGUAGGAGGAGUAAAUCUCCAGAGGCAAAACUCUCACGAAACAUUGUAGUCAUUGAGGAUGCAGAUGGACAGUUGAAACUUGAGGGUGCCUCAAAGGAAUUUUCCAAGCGCUUCCAGGAGUGGGAGAAGAUGAGAAGCCAAUCAUCCAUGAACACUUCGGACAGUGACUCCCCGUCUCAGAGAGUGAGGAAGCAAGGUUCUGAGGAUAGCAGUGAGCCAGGUCCACAGAGAGAACGGGCAGCGUCUCCUAGAAGGACAGACGAUCCCUCAAAGACCACACCCUCACGGAAGGACAACAAUCAAGCUCAGAAGAAAGCAGGAGCCACAUCCCACGAGGCAGGGUCCCAGUCAGAGUUCCCGGAUGAUGGAAGGCCAGGGGAUGAUGCAGUCUUUGCAGAAGCAGAGGAACACAUCACCAAGCUAGAGGAGAAGAACACCUUUCUAGCAACGCAGCUAAAGAGGAAAGAUGUGAAUCUGCAGGCCGUGCAGUCAGAGCUGGAGACCAUGCAGCAUCAGCUGGAGCAGAUAGGAGGUAGCAAGAGAGAUCUGUUAGAAAAGAGCCCCCACGUGUCUAAGUUUGAUCUUUUACAAAAACGCACCAGUACUUGUUCCUCGAUCGGUGAGUCCCUUUUAGAGGAGGAACUCAACGACAUCAAAUCGCAGGUCGAGAAGCUUGAACAGCAGUAUCAGCUGCGCAUGAAACCGUCCAAACGAUCUUCACUUCAUUUGCGAUCGCCACCACCAUCAUCGUCGUCAUCUUCGUCUCAGCCAACGGCAACAUCAGAGUCAUCCGUGGCAUCAAAGGAUAGCCCAGUGGUGAAGGUUCCGAAUCCGGAGGUCACAACCUCAGGGAUCGCGACCUCAAACCCCAAGGAGACGCAGACUAUGGAUGUCGUUGAUGCAUGCGUCUCUACAGAGCCGCUGAAAUUACCAGGCAGAACGGAGGCAGAGGUCCAGACGAAACAGAGCGCCCCCACUGAAGAUUUGAAGCGUAGUCUUCAGGAGAGAGAGAAUAUCAUCAAACUUCUUCAGACAGAACUUGAGAGACAAUCACAAGAAAUAUCAUUCCUCCGUAACCAAGGCAACACGUUUAAGAGAGCAAAAAGCUUCUCGGCAAGAGAUAGAACCUAUAACCCAGCUCAGUUAGAGCCAUCAAUAGGAUGGAAUCCAGCCCUCCAGAGGAACAAGGUCAAAGACUCCACAUCAACUAUCUCUGUCUCAGAGUCAACUGAUUCCAGGCAAGAUGGUGCUCCAUCGUUAGAAGCCCUACAUAUCUCUGCUGAAGAUAUCAGAAUGGACGUUGAUUCCACCAAGAAAACUGCUCAGAGUUCGAGGAAUACAUCACAGUCAUCUACAAGUAAACAGAAUGUAUCCAGUACUAACAAGGAUCCAGAUGCCAAAUCAACCUAUCCAGGACUGUACGGACCAAUCGAGACAUCGUCUAGGAGGAGAAGGGGCAAUGAUAUCAAGGAAGAGACUUCGGCAGGACAAACAAAAGCUGCUGCGCAACAGAAGAAGGAACCAGAGAAAGAAGUGGACCAACCAAAAGAUGAGUCUGUUGAUGAAAUAGUCGCAAGGAGAAGAGCUAGACGUGAAGCGAGGAGAAACGUAAGAUUGGGAAUCCACUCUGCCCAAGACAAACCACCCAUUCCAGAGCCAAAGGAAGAAGUUAAACCUACUCAAACCAAAGGGACAGCUGAUAAGAUGACUGCCAAAUCGUCUAGUAUCACUGGUCCAGUCAAAGCUCAGGAUAGUGUUUCUGAGAGCCCCCGUGUGCGUCGUCGACGCGAUAGACAGAGUGGUCAUAGUACCCAAAGCCCAGUAGAAGCACCUCAGGAACCACCACUCAAACUGCCAUUAUCACCUAGGACUAGAGAUCGCCAAGAGAGGGAGGUAUUCUCAGAUACCACAAAUGACAGUGAGCAAGAGUCCAUCUCAUUAAGGUCUGAUUCUGAUAUCAGAAGACGUUUUGAAAGUAUCUUGGCACAUCGUCGUCGGGAGUCUACAGAUUCCGUCAGCAGCUCACGUAGAAGUUCACCUUCUGGAAGGCUUUAUGACUCCAACUUCUCCAGGACAAGAACUAAUGGAGAUGUUCAGAAUCUUAGAAAGAAGUUUACAGGGAGCAGCCCUGCAAAUGUUGCUCAAGCCGGUCCAGUGAAGCAGAAGAGCAAGUCUUUGAAAUAUGAGAAGGAGAGACCAAGGGAAGGUUCUGUCAAAGCAUUAAGCCAGACCUUUGGUUCAGGAGAUGAGAAGAAAACUGGUGGGAAUUCUAACAAGUCCUCUCCUAGGAGUCUUUCACCAGCUUCUUCUAGUGGUUCCUUGUCCACUGGAAUUGCAGAUAAGAUUAAAAAGCUGAAAAAUACAGAAGAGAAACCUAUUGAAAGAAGAAAGUCUGCUGACCUGAUCAAAGCUAGGGUUGCUCAGAUGGAGCAGCCAAAAGACACUCAUUCAGAAACUCCCCAGAGGAAGUCAAUGCCUGCUAUUCAGGCAGUCAGGAGCAAGUUUGAAAAGGGUGGUAACCAGGACACUGCACUGUCACCCACAAGAAAGGCUGGAGGAAAGAUCUCCUACACAGUCUCUGUGACUGAUAGUGACAAGGAAAACUCUGAAUCAUCAAGGACAGAUGAUAGGUCGUACAGGCAGAAGUCUAAAUCUUCAAGACUUGUGGCAGUUGUGGAAACCGCUGACUCUACCAAGAAGCCAGAUACUGUAACAUUUACUGUCAACUCACAUGGAAGAAGACGGUAUGGGGCGAUGGCCGACAACACGAAUAACAGUAACAGCAAACAUGCAGAGCCUCCAGUCACUGAAGAUCUGGCAAAACCAGUAGAGACUGAAAAACUAAAGAAGGACGAUGUUCACACUGUGCCAACCAAAGAGGAAAGAGAGCACAAAGAACCUAAGACACCAAGUGGAAAGCGUGAAGAAGAUGCUAAGGAAGGGCGUAGAAGAAGGCGGGAGAGGCAUAAGGCUUCUGAAGCUAAUAAGAAAGCACAGGAAACAUCUAAACCAGAACCUGCUACGUCUGAACCAGAGAAACAUAAUACAAAGAAGAAUGAUACUAAAGAAACAAAGGCGGAAGAACCUCAAAAUAAAGUGGAGAAGGAAGAGAGCAAGCCUGAGGUCAAGACUGAUACUGGAAAGAAAGGAAGAAGGAGAAGACGUGGGAAGGGUCAGUCAGUUGAUAUACCUGAUGAACCAAAGCAAAGCAGCCAGAACAAACCAAAUGUUGAGGUACUACAGGAAAAGGGUAAGGAAAAAGAAGAGAAGGAGGAGAAAGAAAAGGAAAAGUCAGAGAAGAGAUAUGAAAAGAAGGAAGAUGUGACCAAGCCUUCAGAGAGGCACAUCCAAAAGAAGGAUAAGGAAUCCACAUUGACUGCACUGAAGAGAAUGGUCAGCAAGAGGGAAGAUGUUAGACCAGACGUCAAGGUACGUGACCCCACGAGAGCGAGACUGGAGGCCGAGAAUAAAUCAAGCAGUAUAGACAGCAUAGAAGGUCAAGACUACCCUGACCUAUUGGCUCAGACCAGACUGCAUGACAAGGACAAGGGAAACUCACAGGAUGAAGGGAACGGCAGACGCCGUCCCCGGUCCAUGGUUGCAGAGUCAGGACUGAAGGGUGCCGCUGCAGCCAUAGGACAAGCCAUUCCCAAACCUGAGAGUGAGGAUAAAGAAAAGGAAAAGGAGAAAGAGAAGGAGAAACCAAAGGAAGCUGAGGAAGAUGAUCGUCGUUCUCGAAAGGAAACAACACGAAGAGGGCGUUUCCUUGCCAAGGCAGAUAAAUUUGAACUGUUCAGGAGAGCGAGAUCUGUGGGGCCAGGAUCCAAGAACAAAGAGAGAUCACCCAGUGCAGAGAGGAAGUCCAAAGGAAUAAGAUCAAGUUCUAUUGAUAGGUCUAAGAUGAGGGCCAAAUCUCCAGAUCCUAUCAAGAGCAAGAAGAAAGGUGGUUCCAUUGGAGGGUUUCUCAAGGCUUCCAACUCUGAAACUGAUGAUGAUGAUGAGGAUGAUGACAUCGAGUACGACAGUGAAGAAUAUGACAGUGAGAGUGAUGUGGGUAGUGGCAUCGAUGACGACACCGAUGACGAUGUCGAAGAUGACUUAUGGACCGAUAUGGAAGAAUGUUACCGGAUUCUUUUCAACUGCCACAGUGUGCUAUCCAAGCUUCAAUGCAGAGAGAGAAAGCAUGCCCUCACUUGGCCAAUAUCUGCCAUGCGGCAGGCAGCGUUACUGAGUUGACAUCUGUCAUCAACCAACUUAUCAACGUCCAACUUACCAUCCCUAUCCACUUUGCAUGUUCUUAGCCUACCAAGCUUGCCACUUCUUUAGAUAUGCAUUGAUUUUUUAAAACCAACUUUUUGUUCUUCAUGAGCUUAUUGUGCAAAAAAGGGAGUCUGAAGAAACUCCUGGACCCACAAGACUACACCAGCCUUGUUUGGGAUUCACCACUGCUUGAUGAACAUGACUGGAAUCAUGUGACUAGAGAUGUCAUGUGACCGGUACAUCAUGUGACCGGCAUGACAUGUGACCUACAUGUAUCAUGUGAUGAGGCAACAUCAGUGCUGAUGAAGCAGCUGUUGAUGCAGUCCUGAGGAAACGGCUAUGAAGGCACAUCACCACUGGAAGAUCACAUAAUUCUCAUCGUCAAGGAUUAGUCGCACUGAUGAGCAAGCCAAGCCAGCAGUUCCAGUUUCAUUUGAGGUCCGAUGCUGAUGAUGCUUUAUAUAUCUGGGACUUUUUGUUUGAUUUUAAUCAGUGUGUGAUUGCACUUUUGAUUUAUUUUGUCAGGUCUUGAUGAAUAUUCCAACCAUACCCUUGGGGAUUAAGGGUGUUGCUCGAUCUCGUACCUUCAAACGGGGGUAAUGUAUUUAUGAUCAGACAGCCCCCUGUAAAUGCUAUGCAUUAGGGUCAUACCUAGCUGGCCCCCAUUCAGAUCACUAAUUUUAUCUUGGCCACGAGACCGCUCAGUUCUUAUGUAAAUUGUGUCAAAAUAAGGAUGAUGAUUUGAUGGCACUGAUAAUGGUGACUGUAUGAUGGAUACCAAUGUGAACAGGGAUAUGUAAUACAAUGCUUAUCAAUUGAUCACAGAACACAUUUUGAUGAUUGAUUGCAUUUGCCACAAUGUACAAUCGAUCAUGAAAAUCAGUCUUACGGUCAAUUGCAAAGUUUUGUGGUACAGUAGCCAGGAGUGAUUGUCCGCUCAAUACCCACAAUAGUUCAGCCAAAGUCAAACUUAAUUUUGUUCUUUUAUAAUAUGAAAGGGCUUAUCAAAAACUUUGGAUAUCUAUAUAAAUUGUCAAAUUGAUUAUCUAAAAUCCAUCUAACAUACUUGAGUAAAUGUUGAAGAAAAAAAUAGAAGAUAUAGUUUGACGUUUCAUCUAAAAUCCACUUUGUCUAGAACUAUUCAGUCAAUAUAAUUAAUAAUAAUAAUAUUAUGCAACAUUUAUAUAGCGCUUAAUACAAUGUUUAAUUACAUAAAACACCCAAGUUCAAAUCCACUUUGAAAACACGCUUAUUUGAAAAGACUUUUGAAUUAGUGCCACAAUUUUCCAGCAAAUUUCUCACUUUUCUUUGCUUUGUCUUCUUCAAAAGCGCAUAGGGACGCGUUUGAUAGUGAUAUUUGCUAUGUAACCAUGUUGGUAUUCUUAUUAUUAUUCAUGAACUAUUAAAGUUUUAUUUGACAAAAAGUAUGAAAAAAGCAGACAAAGUGGAAAUUGAAACAUCUUGCUGUUAGACAAUGUAGUGGU